Molecule: messenger RNA, 1242 nt
Organism: Drosophila nasuta
Lineage: Eukaryota; Metazoa; Arthropoda; Insecta; Diptera; Drosophilidae
Gene: Arp10
Product: Actin-related protein 10
Exons: 3
Coding region: 121-1242 (373 amino acids)
Source: RefSeq, a predicted model, not a curated record
AAUGUGCAAAAUAGCAAAACAUAUGUGAAUUAUCGAUAAAUGAAUGUUUCGGCUACGUUUGUUGUUUGCAAUUUAAUUUAUUUACGUUUGAAUUUGUGAAGUAAAAACAGUCCAUCAAUCAUGCCGUUGUAUGAGAGCGUAAUGCAGGAGAAGCCACCCAUUGUGCUGGACAUUGGCAACGCCUACACAAAGCUGGGCUUUGCAGCGGAAGCGUAUCCAAGAUUGAUCAUACCCACAGAGCUGGUGCUCACCACGACAGGAGAGACAAAGCAGCUCUUUGACUAUGUGGAAACGGAUCAGCUCUACGAUCAGCUUGUUGACUUUUUGCAAACGAUUUUCUUCAAACAUCUGCUCGUCAGUCCCAAGGAGCGCAAGUUCGUGCUGGUGGAGAACAUCUUUGGCCAGACUGUGAUUCGCGAGACGCUGGCACGCGCCUUGUUCAUGCACUUCGAUGUCUCCUCGGUGCUCUUCGUGCCAUCGCAUCUCACAGCGCUCUCAACGCUUGCGGUGAACACGGGCCUCGUCGUGGACAUUGGCUACAGCGAGACGACGGUUAUGCCCGUGUUCAGCGGAGUGCAAAUCAUGUCCGCCUUCAAGGAUCACAGCUUUGGCAGUCGCGCAGUGCACGCGGAGAUCAAGAGACAGCUGCUGGCAACAGGCGUCAAGGAGGCGCUGCUCACUGAGCCGGUGCUGGAAGACAUUAAGAUACGCACCUGCUUCGUAACGAGUCUGGAGCGUGCGCAGGCCAAGGAACCCCACGAGCCACCGCCCAGCGUCGCUUAUGCCAUCUGUGACGACGACGCUGUGAUUCAGAUACCGGGAACGCUGCGCGAGAGCGUUUACGAGCUGCUCUUCGAGCAGAGCAAUGAGCGUGACAGUUUGCCGCAUCUGGUGCUGCGUGCGAUCCUCGACUGCAAUCGCGACGUCCGCCGAGCGCUGAUCGAGAGCAUCUUUGUAAUUGGCGGCGGCAGCAUGGUCCAAGGUCUGUUGGCCCGGCUCAAGUCCGAGCUGCAGCUGCUGCUGGCCAGCGAUAAGUAUUAUGCCGAUCGCUUCCACGGCGAGCUGCAGUUCAAGUUCUACCACAGCAUCGGCAAGCAGAACUUCACAGCCUGGCUGGGCGGCGCUCUCUGCGGUGCCACCGAUCUCAUCCAGUCGCGAUCGCUCUCGAAGGAGGCGUAUCUGCGGCACGAACACGUUCCGGACUGGAGCAAUCUGUGCGACAAUCGAUUGAAUGGGAACUAG